CUCCCUCUCAUUUUCUUUUCUCUCCAGGAAACACGCUUUAAACUGCCACAGGAUGAAGCCAGCCCUUUUUAAUGUCUUGUGUGAAAUCAAAGAAAAGACAGUGCUGAGCAUCCGGGGAGCACAGGAAGAGGAGCCCACAGACCCCCAACUGAUGCGGUUAGACAACAUGCUCCUGGCCGAGGGGGUAGCAGGCCCCGAAAAAGGAGGUGGCUCAGCCGCUGCUGCUGCUGCUGCUGCUGCAUCAGGAGGAGCCGGCUCAGACAACUCGGUGGAGCACUCUGACUACAGAGCCAAACUCUCCCAGAUCCGGCAGAUCUACCACACGGAGCUGGAGAAGUACGAGCAGGCAUGCAAUGAAUUCACCACCCACGUGAUGAACCUGCUGCGUGAGCAGAGCCGGACCCGACCUAUCUCACCAAAGGAGAUAGAGCGGAUGGUGAGCAUCAUCCACCGCAAGUUCAGCUCCAUCCAGAUGCAAUUGAAGCAAAGCACGUGUGAAGCCGUCAUGAUCUUGCGCUCCCGAUUUCUGGAUGCACGGCGGAAGAGACGAAACUUCAACAAGCAGGCUACAGAAAUCCUGAAUGAGUAUUUCUAUUCCCAUCUCAGCAACCCUUACCCCAGUGAGGAAGCCAAAGAAGAGCUAGCCAAGAAAUGUGGCAUCACAGUCUCACAGGUAUCAAACUGGUUUGGAAAUAAGAGAAUCCGGUACAAGAAGAACAUAGGUAAAUUUCAAGAGGAAGCCAAUAUUUAUGCUGCCAAAACGGCUGUCACGGCUACCAAUGUGUCAGCCCAUGGAAGCCAGGCUAACUCACCCUCAACUCCCAAUUCAGCUGGUUCUUCCAGUUCUUUUAACAUGUCAAACUCUGGAGAUUUGUUCAUGAGCGUGCAGUCUCUCAAUGGGGAUUCUUACCAAGGGGCCCAGGUUGGAGCCAACGUGCAGUCACAGGUGGAUACCCUUCGCCAUGUUAUCAGCCAGACAGGAGGAUACAGUGACGGACUCGCAGCAAGUCAGAUGUAUAGUCCGCAGGGCAUCAGUGCUAAUGGAGGUUGGCAAGAUGCUACUACCCCGUCAUCGGUGACCUCCCCCACAGAAGGCCCUGGCAGCGUUCACUCUGAUACCUCCAACUGAUCUCCCAGCAAAUUGCAUCCCUGGCUGAGCCGGCCCCGGCGGGGGCGGGAGGGGAGGGGGCCUCUCCUAACACCGCAGCAGUCAGACUGGAGGUGAACCCAAUCAGCACACACAAGAAGACUCCUCUUCUCUUCUCUUCUCUUCGUCGGGAUGCUUUUUUCAGCCAAUCUGGACACUUCUUUAUACUCUCUUCCCUUUCUUUUCUGGGUAGAAGCCGCUCUCUCCCUCCUGCCACCACCACAACACCACUCCCUUCCCCGCACCCCUUUCCACCGAAGGAUGUGUCAACAGGUAGAAGGAUUUUAAGGAGGAAAAUCAAAAAUCAACCACCACCACAUAAAACAACCCCAAAGCAGUGUAUGGCCUCACACUGGGCAUCUUUCUGAGGAGCCACAAACGUACCUCAGUCACAUCUUGCACCUUUACUAGCAGGCAGCCCCCCGUGCCCACCCCCAUCUCUGACGCUACCUCUCUGUAGGGAACCGCCAACACAGCCCCGCUGCCGCCUCAUCUCCAUCAGCCCCAGCCGCAGCCAGCAUCACCGCCCCGCGCCUAACCCUGCCUCGGUGAGCUGCCCUUGGGCACUGCUGGUGACGGGGCGGGAGGACACAGCCCCCCAUGCACAUAGGAGAAGGAGCCAAUGUGCUUCCAAAAGGUACCGACCCAUUCCCAGCUCUGGGGAAACCGCUGGCACUUUCUGGUCCCUGUUCUGCCCCACCACACAUCCUGAAGUUGGAUGAGCCAUGAAACCCCACCAUCCUCCCUGCCCACUGUUGGAAUGAAGGAGAGGAGGGAAGAAAACGAGGCAGAGAUGGACAAGAAAUGCCCAUCGCUGAUAACAAAGGCGCUGAGCACCUCUGGGGUGUUGUACGGGAUCAGGCAUUGACAAUUGAUGGCACCCCCACUUUCUCGCAGCACCUAGGGAGGCCAGCAGUGGAGCUUUUCUGAUGAGGAAAGCAUUGCAGGGUGUUGGCUUGUGGUUUUGGGGAGUGUGCUGUGCUGUGGAAGAGGAGGAGAUGGGGUUCCCCAGUGCAGGCAGGGCCCACAGAAGUCAGUGGCAUCCACUGCAUUCCCGAAGGCCUGACAGGCAGGCAGCAAGGGACAGGCAGCAGGAUCCUGGAGGCUGGGUGUGAUGGGGUGAGUGUGUCGGGUGCUUUUGGUAACAGUUAAUGCGACAGGUUUGCUUGGGGACAAAGCUCUGUAGGAUGGGUGGGUGCCCUGCUUGGGAAUGUCUUUCCACUGAAGCUGCUCAUUUUAUCCUGGGAGUUACUCUGGGCAGUGACAUCCCAAGCCGUGGAAGAACUUGUGGGAUUUCCUGCCCAGCUUUUCCAGUCCGCUCUUUGGAGAACUGGUAAUGGGUGGUGAGGCUUCAUUCUGAUGAACCACCCCUUCAGGCACAGCUGAUGCUGGGAGGACAUGGCUUUUGUUGAAGAGCAGGGUGAGGAGGCACCAGUUUGCCCCGGCAACAGGCUGAUCUUUGUGCUGGGGCAGUACUUUUGGCUACAGGUUCUUCCAGUGGGUGGGAGGAGACUGAGCAGGCCCAAGGCAAGACCCUGGGUGUCAUGGAGACCAGUGUGGUUGGCACCUUGUGAUGGAUCCGAAUACCUCUUGGCCACAUCUCAUGUUGAUGCCCACCCACAUCUUGAGAUGGGAACUGCCAGCACAGAGCAGCAUUAAAGCAGGAACUGUUCAAAGCUCUGCCUGAAAAAUUUCCACCCUUUUUCUGGAAAAAGGACGUGCCCACGCCUCCGACAUGCUGUCACCUUGCAACACCAUGCCAGCAGCGUAACUUGCCUGAAGUGGAGGUAAAGCCUGCAUUUUCCUGGGGAACAAGCCCAGAAGGCUCCAAAAACACUGGAAUUUGUGACCUUCCCCCUAGUUCCAGUAGAUUUUCUGAGCUGGUGAGAUCAGAGUAGGGCGUGAAAGGUAGUCAAGAAACGGCAUAAGCUGCUCCUUGCUUAGUUCUUAGGUCUCCAACGGCAAGACACUUUCUGUUCCUGCUUUUGCAUCCAGGCUUGGGGAUGGGACUGUGCUGCAGAGCAUGAUGCGACUUGCGAGGCCUAGGGCUGCCUCCCAUCUGGGAUUAUGUUAAGAACAACGAGAAGGUUGAGAAGCUCGUUUCUGUGAGGAUGGUUGGGAGGUGCUGCCCAUCUUCCUGAGCAGUGCACUUUCCCGCUCUCCUCCUCCCUCAGUGAAGCCUUUUAACCAUUUCCAGCAAAGCAUUUCAGGGUGACAGGGCCAGGUCAGGUCUGUUCUCCAGAGCGGCAUCAGUGCCGUGCUUGUAGGAAUGCCACGGUACCUCUUGGAAACCAACCAGGAACAAGCCAAAACCACCUGCUGACUGGAGCCAGCCUGUGCCAGGGCUGCCUUCCCCUGCCCUGCAACUGCUGCCCCUCCUGCCUGCACUUGCUGCCUGCCUGCACCCCCUGCCCGGGCAGUGCACUCGACCUCCACGGUACUUUUCAAAUCACCUCCUGGGUUCCCUGGUUGGUCCCUGUGGUUCACAUUGGCAUAGCUGCUCGCUUGCCUUUUUCUUGUUUUUUUUUUAUUUUUGGGUUUUGUUUCUCCUCCCCUUUCCCCCCACCUCCCUGGCCCCAAGUGUUGUGGGUUUUUUUCUUCUUCUUUUUUUAAACUUUUUUUCUGCCCAGAAAAACCUGACUUCGAUACCAAAAAACAAAACAAAACAAAAAAAACAAAAAAAAAACAAACAAAAAACCCUGCAGAAACUCAAAAAAAAUAAAAACAAAACAAAAAAACACAAAAAAAACUCGACGAUUCUUUCAGCUUUAUUAACAUUUUCCAUUGUUUCUUGCGAUUUGUGUCUCGUUCUUUGUAGUAUUGAUGAUGACGAACAUUUGAUAAUGAAUGUUCUUGUAUAUUCAGAUAAAGGAGAAAAAAAAACCAAAAACGCAGUCGGAAUUUAAUAGUGUUUAUAAUAAAAGAAUAAAAAAUGACCCUCUUAGCACGCAAAA
Molecule: messenger RNA, 4101 nt
Organism: Athene cunicularia (burrowing owl)
Lineage: Eukaryota; Metazoa; Chordata; Aves; Strigiformes; Strigidae
Gene: PBX1
Product: PBX homeobox 1
Exons: 8
Coding region: 53-1129 (358 amino acids)
Biological process (GO): eye development; regulation of transcription by RNA polymerase II; embryonic organ development
Cellular component (GO): nucleus
Molecular function (GO): RNA polymerase II cis-regulatory region sequence-specific DNA binding; DNA-binding transcription factor activity, RNA polymerase II-specific
Source: RefSeq, a predicted model, not a curated record